Messenger RNA from Arthroderma uncinatum, 2028 nucleotides. Its product is annotated as U3 small nucleolar RNA-associated protein MPP10. Gene Ontology annotation, biological process: rRNA processing. NCBI's taxonomy places the organism in Eukaryota, Fungi, Ascomycota, Eurotiomycetes, Onygenales, Arthrodermataceae. The record is from RefSeq and is a predicted model, not a curated record. The transcript has a single exon. Bases 1 to 2028 code for a protein of 675 amino acids. Gene Ontology annotation, cellular component: sno(s)RNA-containing ribonucleoprotein complex; Mpp10 complex; small-subunit processome.
AUGCCGGUUGAAAAUCCCCCAAGCACCACCAUGGCUGCCUCUCACUCGACGCUUCCCAUAUCUCAACCCGAAGCAUUUCUAAAGCCUUCCUCUCUUCUAUAUUCAGACUCAGUGGCCGCGGCAAAGGGAUACCUUGAUUCUCUCACACAAGACCUGAGACAAGAGCAACAGCGUGGACAAAAACGAAAACAGCGAACUCCCGCUCCACAGCUCCACCAACUCCAUGUGAACGGCUUCAGUCACAAUCAGAUUUGGGAACAAGCAAAGCGUAUUCUGGAUUCAGCAUUGACUAUAUCCUCGCGUGAUAUUGACCGAUUCCAUGCGCAAAGCACCGUUUCCUCCAGACCUUCAAAACGAAAAGCAUCCGAAGACGAUUCUGCGGAAAGUGCGGAUAGUUUGAGUGAUGACGCUGAGGCGGAAAUCGGCGAGGACGAUGAAGAUGGCGAAGAGGAAAUGUUGGAUCUCGACGCUUCAGAAGAUGAGGAUGCCGAGGGAGUUGACGUUGGUGAAGGUGGUAGUGAAAUACUACCCGAGGAGGACGAAGACGAGAUGAUGGAGGGCGAUGUAUCCUCGCGGCCCACUAAAAAGUCGAAAACGGACCCCCAUGGGCUUAACGAUGGCUUCUUCUCGAUAGACGAAUUCAAUAAGCAAUCAGCCUUCUUCGAGAAUCAGGAUGCUAGACGCCCGCACACCAAUGAAGUUUCCAGUGAUGAAGAGGACAUCGACUGGGACGCAGACCCCCUUGCCCUUGGAGAUAUGCCCGACGGAGAGGACGAAGAUGAGGACGAAGAUGAAGAAAACGAGGAUGCGAGUGGGGACGAAGAAGACCCUGAUAUGGGAAUGGAUGACGGCGAUUCCAAUCCUGAUGACGAUGAUAUGGAAUUAGACGGUGACGACGGCCGCCAGGCUAGAUAUGAGGACUUUUUCGACCCUCCAACAAACGCAAAGAAACCAAAACCAAAACCUGCCCAGACCCAGCAAGACCUGGAUGCAGACAUUGAUCGAGCCAUGGCGAAUGUGCGAAGAGAUUUGUUUGACGACGAUGAAAUGAGCGAGGAAAACGAUGGCGCUGACGGUAAAAGUUCGAAAAACAUGUCUACCCAUGAAAAACGACGGGCACAAAUUGCGGAUGAAAUCCGUCGCCUUGAAGCUGGUAAUGUUGCAAAGAAAGACUGGACAUUAAUGGGAGAAGCCCAGAGCAACGCAAGACCGUUUAACUCGUUGAUCGAAGAAGAUCUGGAGUUUGAACGUGUUGGGAAGCCAGUGCCUAUAAUCACAACCGAGGUCAGCAAUGAUAUAGAAUCGCUCAUCAAACGCAGAAUCGUCACUAAGGAGUUCGACGACAUCAUCCGCCGCCGACCGCUCGCCAUCGGCGAACAUGGCAACGCCCCCAAGCGGAAGUUUGAACUAGACGAGACGAAACCACAGCACAGUCUAGCAGAAAUGUAUGAAGCAGACCAUUUACGUUCGACCGAUCCUGCGUUCCUUGAUAAGGGCGCCGAGAAGCUACGAAAAGAGCAUAACGAGGUUAUUCAGUUAUGGGAGCAAAUCAGUUCUCAGCUGGACACUCUUUCGAACUGGCACUUCAAGCCCAGGAAGGCCCAGAUUGAUCUCAAUGUGGUGUCCAACGUUGAUACGAUAUUCAUGGAAGACGCUCAACCAACUACUCGCGCUGACUCUGGCGCUGCAUCUGGAGGCAUGGCUCCUCACGAGAUAUACAACCCUGGAGAAACCAGGACACCGGGCGAGAUCAAACUGAAGAGCGGCGCAUCGCUGGCCAAGGACGAGCUAGGCAAGGAGGCUAAACUCCGACACCGCAGACGCCGUGAUGCGCAAAAGAAAAGGAAGAGGGAGUCGCAGGCAGCGGCCAGCAAGCCUGACACUGCAUCAGCUAAGAAGCAGCAGGUUGUGUCCAGCUUGAAGAAGGGAGGAGUCAAGGUCAUUGGGAAGGGCGGUAACUUGACCGAUGUACAAGGGAACGAAGUCCGUGAGACCGGCUCCAAAGGCCGUGAGAACCUAAAACUGUGA